Molecule: messenger RNA, 2809 nt
Organism: Macaca mulatta (Rhesus monkey)
Lineage: Eukaryota; Metazoa; Chordata; Mammalia; Primates; Cercopithecidae
Product: 3-galactosyl-N-acetylglucosaminide 4-alpha-L-fucosyltransferase FUT3
Cellular component (GO): membrane
Molecular function (GO): alpha-(1->3)-fucosyltransferase activity
Source: RefSeq, a predicted model, not a curated record
UCUUAAUAUCAAUUACUUUUAAAAAAAAAUGUACCUUGUGUCUGAGACUCUAGAGUCCAAUAGGGCAAAGCAGUAACUAGUCAAAGUUUAACCUCCCUCCCACUCUGGGCUCAGACUGUCCCCUGAAGGCCUGUGUUUUGAGUCUCUUUUCAGAACGUUGGCGUGAACUUGGCACUUGGCGUACGGAUCCCCUUUCAUCACCCAGGUGACCUGCAGGGAAUUCCGCCUCACAGUGCAAGGUUUAGACCAAUUCGGUCCAACAGAGAAAGCAGGCAACCGCUAUGUUAUUUGAAAACAGCUUCAUCGGGAUAUCAUUUGCAAACCAUACAGCGAACCCAUUUCAGCUACUCUGACCCAUGGAUCCCCUGGGCACGGCCAAGCCACAAUGGCCGUGGCGCCACUGUCUGGCCGCGCUGCUGUUUCAGUUGCUGGUGGCUGUGUGUUUCUUCUCCUACCUGCGUGUGUCCCGAGACGAUGCCACUGGGUUCCCUAGGCCAGGGUACAUGGCCGUGGCACCUGUCACUGGGGCUCCCAAUGGGUCCUCCCGACAGGACACCACCCCACCCGCCCCCACCCUCCUGAUCCUGCUGUGGACGUGGCCUUUCCACAUCCCCGUGGCUCUGUCCCGCUGUUCAGAGAUGGUGCCUGGCACGGCCGACUGCCAAAUCACUGCCGACCGCAAGGUGUACCCGAAGGCAGAUGCGGUCAUUGUGCACCACUGGGAUAUCAUGUCCAAUCCUAAGUCACGUCUCCCACCUUCCCCGAGGCCGCAGGGACAGCGCUGGAUCUGGUUCAACUUAGAGCCACCUUCUAACUGCUGGCACCUGCAAGCCCUGGACGGAUACUUCAAUCUCACCAUGUCCUACCGCAGCGACUCCGACAUCUUCACGCCCUACGGCUGGCUGGAGCCACGGUCCGGCCAGCCUGCCCACCCACCACUCAACCUCUCGGCCAAGACCGAAUUGGUGGCCUGGGCGGUGUCCAACUGGAAGCCGGACUUGGCCAGGGUGCGCUACUACCAGAGCCUGCAGGCCCAUCUCAAGGUGGAUGUGUAUGGGAAAUCCCACAAGCCCCUGCCCAAGGGGACCAUGAUGGAAACACUGUCCCGGUACAAGUUCUACCUGGCCUUCGAGAACUCCUUGAACCCCGACUACAUCACCGAGAAGCUGUGGAGGAACGCCCUGGAGGCCUGGGCCGUGCCCGUGGUGCUGGGGCCCAGCAGAAGAAACUAUGAGAGGUUCCUGCCGCCCGAUGCCUUCAUCCACGUGGACGACUUCCAGAGCCCCAAGGACCUGGCCCGCUACCUGAGCUACUUUCACUGGCGGGAGACGCUGCAGCCUCGCUCCUUCAGCUGGGCACUGGAUUUCUGCAAGGCCUGCUGGAAACUGCAGGAGGAAUCCAGGUACCAGACGGUGCACAGCAUAGCGGCUUGGUUCACCUGAGAGGCCGGUGUGGGGCCUGGGUUCCCGGGAACCUCAUCUGCCUGGGUCUUCACCUGCUGGAGUCCUUCAUGGCCAGCCCUCUCACUUCCCUGGGAACUCACAUGCUGGACUUCACGGCUGUCAGGAGCCUCCCCUGCAGAAGCCUUGCCUGCUGGGGACCUUGGCCGCUGGAGGCUGCACCUACUGAGGAUCUCAGCUGUUGGGGACUUUUACCUGCUGGGACCUGCUCCCAGAUACCCUGCCACACAGAAUCUCACCUGCUAGGAGCUUCACCUGCUGGGGACCUCACCCUGGAGGGCACUGGGCCCUGGGGAACUGGCACCCUUGGGGACGCACUCAGAGUGAUGGUUCUGGCUGAUUUGUUUGUGAUGUUGUUAGCUGCCUGUGAGGCCUGCAGAGGGACAAUGACGGUACCGUUUCCAGUUGUAAUACUGCAAGGAAAAAUGAUUACGUGUCUCCUCACUCUAGAGUUUGUCCCUUUCAGGCCUCUGAGCCCAAGCUAAGCCAUCAUAUCUCCCCAGGGACCUGCACGUAUCCAUCCAGAUGGCCUGAAGCAACUGAAGAUCCACAAAAGAAGUGAAAAUAGCCUUAACUGAUGACAUUCCACCAUUGUGAUUUGUUCCUGCCCCACCCUAACUGAUCCAUGUACUUUGUCAUCUACCCCACCCUUAAUUAAGAAGGUUCUUUGUAAAUCCCCCCACCCUUGAGAAUGUACUUUGUGAGAUUUCACCACCUGCCCCCAAAACAUUGCUCUUAACUCUACCGCCUAGCCCCAAACCUGUAAGAACCAAUGAUAAUCCACCGUGCUUUGCUGACUCCUUUUUCAGACUCAGCCCGCCUGCACCCAGGUGAAAUAAACUGCCACGUUGCUCACACAAAGCCUGUUUGGUGGUCUCUUCACACGGACACGUGAGACAUUUGGUGCCGAAAACCCGGAUCAGCGGGACUCCUUCAGGAGACCAGGGCGCUGUCCUCACCCUCACUACUCCAUCUACGACCUCGGCUCCUCAGACAAACCAGCCCAAGGAACAUCUCACCAAUUUCAAAUCGGGUAAGCGGCCUCUUUUUACUUUCUUCUCCAACCUCUCUAUCCCUCAACCUGUUUCUCCUUGCAAUCUUGGUGCCACCCUGCAGUCACUCCCUAAAUUUCAAUUCCUUUCAUUUUCUGGUAGAGACAAAGGAGACACAUUUAUCCGUGGUCCCAAAACUCCGGCGCCGGUCAUGGACUCAGGAAGGCAGCCUUCCCUUGGUGUUUAAUCGUUGCGGGGACGCCGCUCUGAUUAUUCACCCACGUUCCACUGGUGUCUGAUCUCCAUGGGGACGCCUGCCUUGGUCAUUCACCCACGUUACCUUGGUGGCAAGUCAAU